Molecule: messenger RNA, 7735 nt
Organism: Etheostoma cragini (Arkansas darter)
Lineage: Eukaryota; Metazoa; Chordata; Actinopteri; Perciformes; Percidae
Gene: rims2a
Product: regulating synaptic membrane exocytosis 2a
Exons: 33
Coding region: 273-5339 (1688 amino acids)
Biological process (GO): calcium ion-regulated exocytosis of neurotransmitter; positive regulation of synaptic transmission; regulation of synaptic plasticity
Cellular component (GO): presynaptic membrane; cytoskeleton of presynaptic active zone
Molecular function (GO): small GTPase binding; transmembrane transporter binding
Source: RefSeq, a predicted model, not a curated record
CCCCCACUCUCUCUCUCUCCCUCUCUCCCUCUCUCUCUCUCAUUGCAUCCAUUUUUGUGCAUUUAAGAAAUCUCCAAGAAUUACCAACCUGGGGGAAAGCGAGCUGACCAGAGUGACAGAGGAGGGUUAAGGACUCCAAACGACAACAAACAAGGACGGACCGGGGCCACCUUUUAUUCCAACAUGAGAAUAAAACCGUUCUAAAGGGAUGGCAGCGAUGGGUUAGGCAGGAUUUAACAUGACUGCAAAAUAAAAGCCACUCUGUGUAAAAUAUGUCUGCUCCACACGGGCCCCGGGGCGGCCCCGGCCCUGCUGCCGCCGCCGCCGCUGCUGCCUCAGCGGCCGGCGCCAUGCCGGAGAUGCCGGACCUCAGCCACCUCACCGAGGAGGAGAGGAAGAUCAUCCUCGGUGUCAUGGACCGACAGAAGAAGGAGGACGCGAAGGAACAGUCGAUGCUAAAGAUCAAAGAAGAACCAAAGCCUCAGCCGGCACAGUGGUUUCCCUUUAGUGGGAUCACUGAGCUGGUAAAUAACGUCCUUCAGCCCCAGCAAAAGUCCCAAAAUGACAAGGAGCCAGAGCCAGACGCGAAGUUGCACCAGCAGUUUGAAUCGUACAAGGACCAGGUUAAGAAGAUGGGGGAAGAGUCUAAGCCGACUCAGGAACAGAACAGCGAAGCCCCAACCUGCGGGAUAUGCCACAAAACCAAGUUUGCCGAUGGCUGUGGCCACCUCUGUUCAUAUUGCCAAACCAAAUUCUGUGCUCGGUGCGGAGGACGAGUGUCUCUGCGGUCAAAUAAGGAGGACAAAGUGGUUAUGUGGGUAUGCAACUUGUGCCGAAAACAACAAGAAAUCCUCACCAAAUCGGGGGCGUGGUUCUACGGCUCGGGGCCUGGUCAGGUGCUGUUUGAGGGGGGGCCGCAGGGCAAGAAGGCCAAGCUGCAGGACCCGUCCUUGUACCCCUACCAGGGAGCCUCAGGGGACUCGACACCAGCGUCAGACAGAAGCAGACCUCACGGCGGACUCCUGCCCAGACAGUCGUCCCUUGACAACGGAUCGGGGCUGAGGUACGACGCGCCCAUAGACAGGAAACGAAGCCCAUCUGCAUCCAGGGAUCCAAACCAAAAAUACGACCAAAGGGAGGGGGGCGACCACUCGCAGUAUGCCCCGCCGGACGGCGGCAUGCCCAGAUCACCGUCUGACUAUGGGGAUGGGGACCCUCGGCGGGCUCCGCGGGGCCAUCACAUGUACCCAGACGCAGAUGCAGCACGGAUGGGUUACCGGGACCGGCGGGGCCCCGGACGCUGGCACUCCCAGGAAUACCCGCUGGACCAGGAGCUAGAUGGACCGCCCAGCGAGUAUGACCUCCAGCGGCAGCGGCAGGAGGAAUUCCAGACGCGCUAUCGCAGCGACCCCAACCUGGCGCGCUACCCUGUCAAGCCGCAGCCCUACGAGGAGCAGAUGAGGAUGCACGCCGAGGUGGGCCGCUUGCGGCACGAGCGCCGCCAUAGUGAUGUCUCCCUGGCCUACACGGAGCAGGACGACCCGGGCCCCAUCCGGCUGUCCCGUCAGCAUCUCACCGAGCGCCGGCCGCCAAUGGCGGGACAGCGCUCCUACUCCGUCGACCGCUCCUCUCCUGGGCCCAUGGGUCCCGGCCUCGGAGGCCACAGGAGCUCCAACCACAGCCCCCCGACGCCGCACCGUAGCCCCGUGCUGGGUGACAGAUCCGGGGACCUGCGGAGAGGCGACAUGAGUGGAGGCGGGGAUCCCAUGAGGAGGCAGCAACACCACUUGGACCCCAAUUCAGCUCUCCGCAAGACCAAGAGGGAGAAGAUGGAGAGCAUGUUGAGGAAUGACUCUCUCAGCUCGGACCAGUCGGAGUCGGUGCGUCCGCCACCCCCCAAGCCCCACAAAACCAAAAAGGGAGGAAAGAUGCGGCAGGUGUCGCUGAGCAGCUCGGAGGAGGAGCUGGCUACCACACCGGAGUACACCAGCUGCGAGGACGUGGAGAUAGAGAGUGAGUCAGUCAGUGAGAAAGGUAGGGCGCCACAAACCUCACUCAGUCUGCUCUCGCUCUGCUUCCUUCUCUGUUUAUGGAUAGCUUUAUUAAGCGUUACUUUAUACCAUACCAUUGCACAGUCCUCAGAUGUUUUUUCAUACAAUGAUAAAGCCAUCCUGAUCUAUGCUGAUCCAGUCCCUGCUUUGCUUUCACAGGUGGUGGGAGGCAAGAUGACAGAAUCUGGUAGACUUUGUGCUUUUAUCACGAAAGUGAGGAAAGGAAGUCUAGCAGACACUGUUGGACACCUCAGACCAGGUGACCAGGUGCUGGAGUGGAAUGGGAAGCUUUUACAAGGAGCCACAUUUAAAGAAGUUUACAAUAUCAUUCUAGAUUCGAAGCCUGAGCCGCAGGUGGAGCUGGUGGUCUCACGGCCUAUAGGAGAUAUUCCUAGGAUACCAGACAGCACACAUGCACAACUGGAAUCAAGUUCGAGUUCUUUUGAGUCUCAGAAGAUGGAUCGCCCGUCCAUCUCCGUCACGUCCCCCAUGAGUCCCAGCAUGCUGAGGGACGCCCCCCAGUACCUGUCAGGACAGCUCUCAAGCCAAAGCCUUAGUAGAAGAACAACGCCUUUUACCCCUAGGGUCCAGGUCAAAUUGUGGUAUGACAAAGUGGGCCAUCAGCUAAUCGUCACCAUCCUGGGCGCCAAAGACCUGCCAGCCAGGGAAGACGGCCGGCCCAGGAACCCUUACGUCAAAAUCUACUUCCUCCCUGAUAGAAGUGACAAAAGCAAGAGGAGAACAAAAACGGUAAAGAAAUCCUUAGAGCCCAAAUGGAACCAGACCUUUAUGUAUUCGCCGGUGCACCGGCGGGAGUUUCGGGAGCGCAUGCUGGAGAUCACUUUGUGGGACCAAGCCAGGGUGAGGGAGGAGGAGAGCGAAUUCCUGGGAGAGAUCCUUAUUGAGCUGGAGACGGCUCUGCUGGAUGACGAGCCACACUGGUACAAGCUGCAAACCCACGAUGUGUCCUCCAUGCCGCUCCCACGGGCCUCCCCGAACACACAGCGCCGGCAGCUCCACGGAGAGAGUCCGACACGGAGGCUCCAGAACAAAGGCUCACAUUCAUACAACUCAGGAUCCCAGAGGAUAAGUGACAGCGAGAUCUCAGACUACGAUUGUGAAGAUGGUGUUGGGGUAAUAACAGACUACCGGUCCAAUGGCAGAGACUUCCAAAGCUCCACGUUGUCCGUCCCCGAGCAGGUGAUGUCGUCUAACCACUGCUCUCGGUCGGACGAUAUUAACCGGGCGCGGUCGCGCUCUCCCAGCGUUCCCCCACCCUCCAGCAGAAGUCUGGACCCAGCCUUUGACCUUAGGCCUUCUCAGUACAGCUCCUCCACUAGAGUGGACCACCACAGUGUGUCCGAAGAUAACUACUCAACUGACAGCCGCAACCAUCGCGUGCAUCCGAUCUGCCGAGAGGAAGCAGUCAGGUUACUGCGUUCCACUAGGAUGCCCCGCGCCUAUUCUGAGGGCGCCUACUCCUCCGACUAUGACUACGAGAGGAACCACGGAGCCAUGGAUAGACACGAGUACCACAGCAGGUCCCGCUCUGCAGACCAGCGGCCCACUAUAGAGCGCCCCACAUGCCGCUCGCGCUCCACUGAACGCCCCCACGACUCUUCGCUCAUGAGGUCCAUGCCGUCUCUGCCAUCUGGGAGGUCCGCACCCCCCUCACCUGCCUUGACGAGGGCGCACCCUCGUAGUGGAUCAGUCCAGACCAGUCCCACCAGUACCCCCAUGUCCAGUAGACGAGGACGACAACUCCCACAACUUCCACCCACGGGGAAAGAGAGAAAAGAUGGAGACGAAGGAACAGAGCCUUGUGAAGGUAUGGACAUGGAGGAGAGGACCAGGCAGAUGAAGCUGAAGAUGAACAAGUACAAGCAGGGAGCGGGCUCCGACUCAAGGCUGGAGCAGGACUACCACAAGCGAUCGGGCAGAGAUCCACGGGGCUCAGAUAACCUGUCGGCCAAGUCCUCGGACAGUGAUGUAAGCGACGUGUCCGCUGUGUCGAGAACCAGUAGUGCCUCUCGGUUCAGCAGCACGAGCUACAUGUCUGUCCAAUCAGAGAGGCCGCAAGGAAACCGCAAAAUCCGCCAGUUGCGAUCAAGGAGCCAGUCUGGCGAGGGGGACGAGCAGUUAGAAGCGCUAGAGGCGGAGGGGCCGGGGGCGGGCGGGGGAGGACGAAGCGGGGAAGGCCGAAGGGCAAGUAAAGAGGGAAGAUCACAGGAAGGGAGGAAGGGAUCAGGGGGGAAAGUAGACACAGACAAGGAGCACCAGGAGGAUUUGGUGGAGAAAGAAGAGGACUUGCACCAGAGGAGUAUCUCAGAGACUGACCUCAGUGACUUUGCAUCCAAAAUGAAAAACAGGCAGGUGGGCUCGUCGGGCGGGGUCAACAUGACCAAGAGCACAAGCGUCAGCGGCGACAUGUGUAACCUGGAGAAGACGGACGGCAGCCAGUCGGACACGGCCGUCGGCACGGUAGGCACCGACGAGAAGAAGAGGCGCUCCAGCAUUGGUGCCAAAAUGCAGGCCAUGGUUGGCAUGUCGCGCAAGAGCCGGAGCACCUCUCAGCUCAGCCAAACAGAAGCGGGAGGUAAGAAGUUACGCAGCACGAUCCAGAGGAGUACGGAGACGGGCCUGGCGGUGGAGAUGAGGAGCAGGAUGACUCGGCAGGCCAGCCGGGAGUCCACAGACGGCAGCAUGAACAGCUACAGCUCCGAGGGAAAUCUCAUCUUCCCUAGUGUGAGGCUCUCCUCAGAAGCCCAGUUCAGCGACUUCCUGGACGGUCUGGGCCCCGCCCAGCUGGUCGGACGACAGACGUUGGCUACUCCACCUAUGGGUGACAUCCAGAUCGGUAUGGUGGACAAGAAAGGAGCACUGGAGGUGGAGAUUAUCCGAGCCCGUGGCCUUGUGGGAAAACAAAGUUCCAAGGCACUGCCAGCACCAUAUGUAAAGGUCUACCUAUUGGACAACGGAGUCUGCAUAGCCAAAAAGAAAACAAAAGUAGCAAGAAAAACCUUGGAUCCUCUUUACCAGCAGCAACUGCCGUUUGAGGAGAGUCCAGGAGGGAAGGUGUUACAGGUCAUCGUUUGGGGCGACUAUGGACGAAUGGACCAUAAAUCCUUCAUGGGAGCAGUUCAGAUACUGUUAGAUGAGCUGGACCUGUCCAACAUGGUGAUUGGUUGGUUUAAGCUCUUCCCUCCUUCAUCAUUGGUGGACCCUACUCUGGCCCCACUGACAAGAAGAGCUUCCCAAUCCUCGCUGGACAGUUUCUCUCGAUCAUAGCAGCGUGUGGACUGAUAGCGUUGUUGUAGCAGCCAGUGUUGCGAUUACAGGUCACGCCCCCCCCCCCCGGUUACACUGCAUGCUUGAUGUUGUGUCUUCUGAGCCUGUUUCUAGGGGGUGCAAAUGUGAUCCUGUGUUUUGAGCAAGAACGUUGCGCACAUUGUGCACAUGGCGAAGCACCUGGCGGCCGGAAUUGCCCGGUGUUGUCUGUUGUUGUUCGGAGGAAGCUGGAAUGAACUCCUUAGCACGAGGAAUCCGUCAGUUCCAGGUUUUCAUCCAAUUCGAAGCCAUGGGGGUCAGCGCUGGGAACCACAAAACGAGUUCUACAGAAGCCCUGUUUCGAAUGAAAAAUAAAUGUUUUGCUUUUAUGAUUGUUCUUUUUUUUUAUCCAUCUUUUUUUUCCUUCUUUUUUAUGUCAGUGUACUUGUAUCUGAAGGGGGGGUGACACUGUUUCUAUCCAGAUGCUUGGUCACGCCACGCCAACAGACCUAGCUGUGUAGAGUGGGGGAGUUUCGGAGACCAUUACUUUGGGUGAGGUGUGUCCCAACUUGUAUCCACACUCCCCUAGACCUCUAAAGAAAAUACCCCGCACACUCUAGGUUUAUGUACUGAAUCCCACCGUACCGGUGAGUCACCAGAAAGUUAAUCAGAGGCAAGAUAGAAGUGGCUACCAUCGACACGCCAGGAUACACAGUAACAAUCCCAACCCCAUCAAAAGAUGUACAAUCUACCAUCAUUCUUUCUCUGUUGAUAUAUUGUAUGAAAAUGAAAAGAGAAAACAUAUUUUUUCCCCAUUUUGGUUCAUUUGCAUGGACAAAAAUGUAGCUGAAUAAAAAAAAAAAAAGAAAGACAAUUAUUUUCUUGAGGCUGCAACUUGCAAAAAAAAGAUGAAGAAAAAUAAAACAGAUCAGCCAUUUUCAACAAUUUAUAUUAUUUUUAAAGAUAAAUUUCACUAGUGCAUGGUUUUCAAGGGGAGUGAAUGCAACGUCGUGAUUAAAAAAGAAGAAGACAUUGUUUAUCAUUCUUUAGACCAUUCAUGAGUCGGUGUUUUGCAGACAUGCAGAUAAGGCAAACUUAAAGGAAACUUUAACAGAAAAUGUUUAUGUGACAAAAAGUGAUAAUGAAAAUAAAUGUAAAUUAUUUAUUUCAAAAUAAUUUUAAAAAGGCUCAUGCCUUAUAAAGAUAAAACUUAUGUGCAAAUUGUACAUGUUUCUCUUUUUCUUCCUUGUCCCAGGGUACUUCAGGGUACUACUCAUUGCUACCAUUGUUCAGUCCUCUGAUAACGUCCAGAUUUUAGGACUGUUGGUUCUUUUACAGUUCUGUAUUGUUUCAGGAUGUACUUUAAUUUGGAUUUGAUUUGUUUAACAAGCAUGUUGAAAAGGAUUUUCUGCAACAUGGCUUGGGCACACCUUACAGUAACUCAGCAUGUUUUGAUAAAGAUGAUAUUUGGAAUUUUUGCAGUUUCUUGUACAGUGCAUGUCAACUUCAUUACUUUUCUCCCUCACUUUCAAUUGAACUCUCCAGCAAAUUAGUUAUUGGUGUUCCGCGGCCAAUUUAUUGAAGUUUUGACAAAAACAUUCCACCCCCGAGAUCAUAUUUUCUUUCAGGUUUUUGAAAAAAAGUGACAAGGAAAAUGUUUUAUAUUUAUUGGAGGUUGACGAUACAGUCGUGACUGCAAGUGUAUUUUAUUUCAGUAUUGUUGACGAACAUGCAAAAAUAAUCUGUAUUGGUACAGCAAGAGGUCUAUACCUAUUCAAGAGGCAGCAAACAUGCAAGAGAUGUGUGUGGUUCGAUAUUACAGCCACUGUUUGUGAAGAUGAGCUAAUCACAAGUUCAAAUAACAAGGGAUAUUGCCACAGAAAAUGUUUUGUUUUUCUUGUUUUAAUGAAAAUGAAAUUAAUUUUACUAUAUUUUUGUUAGUUUUAUUUAAAAGCCAAGACCAGUUUAUUUUUUAUUUUCUAUUUUUAGUAAUUAUAAAUACCUCCCAUGUCUGGGAAGUAUGUGACUCUUAUAGUUGCAGUAUGUCUGAAUGAAAUUGAACUGAGGCAUUAUUCCUAUUCCAGAUGACGAUAUUGCGUUUCAAUGUCCAAGAAAACCUUUUCGCUGUAACGAGCUAUGGUAUAUAUUUUAAUUUUCAUUGUAAAUACCUUUAGAUGUCAGAAUUUGAAUAAACAAGCUACCAUGAAUAGAUUGAUAGACUCUUUUGGAACAGGAAAAUUGCCUCACAUGAUGACAAAGACAUAUAUUAUUUAUCCUUUUGAAUGCCUUUUCAUUUUUCUCUUUUUGGUGCAAUGUGUUAAUGCCAAGGCUAUGUCUUGGUUAAGUAUGGUUGAGUACAGAGAUUUAUGUAAGUUAUUUUUCAAAUUAAAAAUAAAAAAAAUUGAUAUCACACUGAU